GUGGUCAAAGCUCGGGGAGGCGACCGAGUCGCUGCAAAAAAUUAACGGGAAACUUUGCAUCGUCGGGCGGGCAGCCGCGGAGCCAGUGGCCGGGGUUCGGUGCUCGGCGGCCGGGGGAGGGGAGAGCGGAGCUUCACCCGGGACGGAGGGUCCGUGUCCCCGCUGCGUCUCUGCACAAGAGUUGUGACGUGCUGUUUUCCACCAACAUGGUUCCACCAUGAGCGAGCGGUCGUUGGACCUCUGGUUCUGUGAGGAGUGCCAGGACUAUUUCCAGAAGGAGUGUCCGUCCCACGGGCCCCCGCUGUUUGUCCCUGACACACCUGCGGCCCCGGGGUCAGCCAACAGGGCGGCGCUCACCGUCCCGUCAGGCCUGGAGGUCUUCACCGAGGGGAACGAGGUGGAUGUCCGCUGCCUGGAUCCAAACAUCCCUAAGGGGGCGGUGUUCGGCCCGUACGAGGGAGAGCUGGUGUCCAAGGACAAGUCCUCCGGCUUCUUUUCCUGGAUAAUUGUUGAUUUUAACAACACGUAUCAAUCCAUCGAUGGCAGCGAUGAGACCAAAGCCAACUGGAUGAGGUUCGUGCGGACCUCGUCAGAGGAGAUCGAGAGGAACUUGACAGCGUUUCAACGUGGUAAAAACAUUUACUUCAGAGUGUGUCGGACGCUGGCAGCAGGAGAGAAGCUGAGGGUCUGGUACAGCGACGACUACAUCAAACGACUUCACUGUGUCUCUCAGGAGAGCAUCGACCGCAACCUGGACACAGAUACCGAGAAGCCAACAGUCCUGCCCAACAUUCAGAAGGACCUUAAAUCUUCCUGCCUGCAGUCAGCUCUGCAGGGCAAACCCAGCCCCAGUAAACAACCCAGUGAAGAGUCCGACGGUCAGCCUCCCACCAAGAGGAAGAAGAUCGACCUCAUCUUCAAAGACGUCCUGGAGGCUUCUCUUGAGGACUCCAGUAAGUCUUCCCUCCAAAGUGAGUGCAAAGCGCCAGUCCUCGGGUCCGGGUUCAACUCGUCUGAAGGCAGCUUUAACGUCCCAAACCUGAAGGUGGAGGAGAAAGAGGAGGAGAACCACAACAGUGAGGAACCCUCCACCUCCUUCUGCCCCAACUGUGUCAAACUGAAGAGGAGGAUCCAGGAGCUGGAGGAGGAGCUGUCUCGAGUCAGAGGAGAACGAGGCAACGUGGUUGGUUCAUCAAUGUCAGAACAGAUCCAGGCGCAACACAAUCAGGCCCCGCCCCAUCCUGAGCAGGGCCCCGUCGAGGAUUUUCAAGUUAUGGAGCCCUUGACGCCCACUCAGGUGGUACUGGAUGAAGAUGACCAGGACGUGGACUCGGCUGAUGAGUCAAUUGCUGCAGAUCUGGUGAUUUCUCCGGAAGACUCACUGAAGCUUUCCUCUGGAGGAGGCCGGCGGAUUCGUCGCUUCAAGCAAGAGUGGCUGAAAAAAUUCUGGUUCCUUCGCUACUCACCGACCCUCAAUGAGAUGUGGUGCCAUGUCUGCCGCCAAUACACCGUCCAGUCAUCCCGAACCUCUGCCUUUAUUAUCGGCUCCAAGCAGUUUAAGAUCCACACCAUCAAGCUCCACAGUCAGAGCAACCUCCAUAAAAAGUGUCUGCAGCUAUACAAGUUGCGCAUGCAUCCAGAGAAGACUGAGGAGAUGUGCAAGAACAUGAUGCUGCUGUUCAAUGCAGCGUACCACCUGGCCAUGGAGGGACGGCCCUUCUCCGACCUCCGUCCACUGGCAGAGCUUCUGAAGAGGUGUGAGCUCAAAGUGGUGGACCAGUACAUGAAUGACGGAGACUGUCAGAUCCUCCUCCACCACAUCGCCCGGGCUUUAAAAGAAGACCUGGCUGAGAAGAUGCGUCUGUCACCUUUCCUAAGUGUCAUAAUGGAUGCCCAAAAUGAUGACCUUUUCUCAGACAUGGUGGCAGUCUACGUUCAGUUCAUUACCAACGAGGGCUCCCCAAACACAGAGUUCCUGUCCUUGCAGAGACUGAGCAUGCCCAGUGUGGACGGAUAUCUGCAGGCUAUGGAUCGAGCCUUUGGCGUCCUCGGCCUCAGGUUUCAGGACUUGCUGGUGGUGGGUCUGGGGGUAGAUGGCACCAACAUCUCUACAGGAAUGAGAGGCAACCUGUACAUAGCUGUACAAAAGACUUUUCCAUGGAUUCUCUGCCUUCCAAUCAUGAUCCAUCGGCCCCAUCUGGAGGUGCUGGAUGCCAUCAGUGGGAAGGAGCUCCCCUGCUUAGAGGAUCUGGAGAACAACCUCAAGCAGCUCCUCAGUUUCUAUCGCUACUCCCCUCGCAUGAUGGCCGAGCUGCGAUCCACUGCUCCAACACUGUCUGAGGAGACAGAGUUUCUUGGGGACAUCAGAGCCAUUCGAUGGAUCAUAGGAGAACCAAAUGUCCUUAACGCGCUCAUCAAAGAUUACCUGGAGGUAGUCGCCCAUCUGAAGGAGAUCAGCAGCCAGACACACAGAGCUGAUGCUGCAGCCAUUGCCCUUACCCUCCUCCAGUUCCUCAUGGACUAUCAGUCCGUAAAGCUCAUCUACUUCCUCCUGGAUAUCAUAGCUGUUCUCUCACGAUUAGCCUUCAACUUCCAGGGAGACUACCUGCUGGUGUCACAGGUGGAAGCCAAGAUAGAAGAAGCCAUUCUGGAGAUUGGACAGUUGGUGGACUGCCCCGGAGAGUAUCUGCAGGAGUUUGAGGAAAACUUCCGUGAAAGUUUUAAUGGCGUUGCUCUGAAGAACCUGCGUGUAGCUGAGUCCAAGUUUCAAUCCAUACGGGAAAAGAUCUGCAACAGGAGCCAGGGCAUCCUGUCUCAGAGGUUGGAUCUGCAGAGUCGCUCGUUCGCCAAAGCCUGCAAGGUCCUGGACCUGUCCACCUGGCCUCAGAACCAGGAGGAGCUACAAGCAUACGGGGAGGAAGAAAUCCAGGUGAUAUUAAACCAUCUGGAGUCCGUUCCCUCUGCAGGUCAGGAGGGCUCCAGGACCGAGGCCAGGGGCAGCCUGGUGGUGGAAUGGAAGGAUCUGAAGGCAGACUACUACAGCAUGAACGGUUUUAAGGAGGUCAUCAGUCACAUCUGCAGGUACAAGCAGCGCUUCCCUCUGCUGAAUCGGAUUGUGCAGGUUGUCAGAGUCCUCCCGAGUUCCACAGCCUGCUGCGAUAAAGGCAGAGGUUCUCUUCAGAAGAUGUGUAGGAACAAUCGUUCCCGGCUGACUCUGGAGCAGAUGAACGACCUGCUGACUGUGGCCGUGAACGGACCGCCAAUCGCUAACUUCGAUGGGAAGCGAGCGCUGGACAGCUGGUUUGAGGAGAAGUCUGGGAGCAGUUACUCUCUGUCAGCUGAGGUGUUGAACAGGAUGUCAGCUGGCGACCAGAAGUCUGUCUUACACAACGUCGACGUCAACACGGAGUUCUACUCUGACAUCUAACAGGCGGACCCAGUGGUGUAGGGCUGCAACAAAAUAACACUACAUCACUGAACUAACGAUAACGACACCAGCGAUUCCAAACCAGGGCUCCUUCUGCAGUUACCAGAGGCUACAUGGAAAGAUUGUGAUGCUCAGCUUAUCUGAAUAAAUCUAAAUUAUGAUUUGAGAACACAUAUACAUUUAUAUUUAGAAAAAAUCAACACACAAAUUUGGAUGACAGGAUUACAAAUGUGCAUGAUUCUGAUCUGUAGUAUUUUCACAAUAUCUUACCAACUAUGGUAGUCGGACUGCAAAAGACAAGCCACAGCUUUCCACCAAUUAGAGUCGAUCUAUAGGUCGAGUAAAAAUGCAAAAAACCUAGUUAGAAAAAGACUGUAGGGGAACGUGUGACAUAAAAACGAUUUGGAACCACUGAGCUGCAUCACUGGGAAAACCUCAGCUGGAUGGAUAGAUUACAAAACCAGCAGACCGGCCAAGGGGCCCAAAUGUUCAGGGGGCCUUAUGGGCUUCAGCUGCAAAAUGAAACACAAAAUGACCACAAAGAUGCACAGAGACAUAAAUGCUAAACAACCACAGUGAGAUGCAAAAUGACUGAAGAGACACAACAUAACUACAAAGAGACGGAAAUUACCACAAAGAGAUAUUAAACAACCACAAAGAGAUGCAAGAUAAACACAGAGACAUACACUGCACACACUGACUACGAACAGUGGCAAAACAACCACAAGACGUGAAAGAACCACAAAGAGAUGCAAAAUGACUGAAGAGACACAAAACAGCUACAAAGAGACACUAAAUAACUACACAUAGACUUAGAAAUGACGUCAAAGAGAAGCAAGCAACCACAAAAUGAUGCAAAACGACAAGAGACACAAAAUGUUUACAAAAUGAUGCAAGACAAUGACGAAGAGAUGCAAAACGAUUGAAGAGAUACAAAACAGCUACAAAGAGACACACAUGGACCACAGAACAACCACAAACAGAUGCCAAAAAAACACAAAGCGACACAAAACAUCCACGGGCAAGCAAAAUGACCAUAGAGACAUGCAUCAACUUUAAAGAAACGCAAAACAACUAUAAUGGCAUGCAAAAGAACCACAAUUACGUGCAAAAUGGCCGAGUUAAGAGUUAAGUUAAGAGACACAUACUGACCACAAAAGAACUACAAAGAGAUGCAAAUCAAUCACAGGGAUGCAAAACAACCUCGAAGAGACAUAAAAAGAAAACACAGAGAUACAAAACAGCUACAAAUGCUUGCAAAACUACUACAACAAGAUGCAAAACAACCUUAAAGUGAUGCAAGAUGACUACAAAUACACGUAAAACCACCACAACAAGAUGCGAAACAACCACAAAGAUGCAAAAGGACCUCAAAGAGAGACAAGUCAAAACGAUCUUAAAGAAACACAAAACAACUACAGAGGCAAAAAAAAAACACAUGGAGACAAAAAACUACAAAUACAUGCAAAACUACCACAAAGAGAUGACAAACAAUUACAACAAGAUGCAAAACAACCUUAAAGGGGUGGAAGGAUGACUACAAACAGAGGCAAAACAACCAUAAAGAGACUCAAAACAACCUCAAUGAAACACAAAACGACUACAGAGGCAAAAAAACAACUAUAAAUUCAUGCAACACUACCACAUAGAGAUGAAAAACAAUCACAAGAUGCAAAACACUUGUAAAGAGGCGCAGGAUGACUACAAACAGAGGCAAAACAACCACAAGGAGACACAAAACAACUACAAAUACAUGCAAAACCACCACAAAAACACACCAAACAACCACAGAGACAUAAAAGGACCCUUAAAGAGACACAAGACGACUACAAACAAAGGCAAAUCAACCACAAAAAAGACGCAAAAAACUACGAAUACAUGCAGAACAACCACAAGACGUACAAAGAGACACAGCAACCGCAAACGACCACAAGCUACAAACUUGUGUGUAGCUGUGUCGUGGUUGCAGUUGAUUGCUGAUGCGUGUUAGUUCCCAGAGGCCCACUGUCUCAUAUCCGUCCAUGUUCAGCUGGAUGUUGUGCUGAAAUCUUUCUCCUCUAACUGACUGACUCCUUUGACUGAUGAACAUUGUUAAACUGAGGGCUACUGAGUGGCCCUUGUUCUAUAUAUAAUAAUUAAGCACUUGUUGCCAGAAUAAAAGUCAGUUCUACUUUGGGAACAAUCUAUUAGUGUCAAACUAAAUGUCUAUUGAGCUGCUCUCUGCUUCAGCUUCUGUGCCAAUGGGAUAUUCAGUCAUGUAGUGCCUGACAGAAACGAAACAGCUAGAGUGUAACGAUGUAUAAAGGCUUUAUAUUUCUAUUAGAAAUGCAGACAUUGCUGCUUCACACUGUAUAUAUUGUAUAAACUGUACAUAUUGUAAAUGCUUUUGAGCCUGUUUUUAAGGAGAGUAUUUUUCUCUUGAAUCUGAUGAUUGUGCCAUAAUGAUCGAAUGCAAGAACCGAAAGAAAAAGGUGCUAUCCUGCUAUGCCAUACUGCAUUCUGCCAUAUUUGUUUAGAUGUUUACUGCUGCAAGUUAUAUAUUUGAAACAUAUUCUUUUUCACCGAUGCAUCGGCUUCAUGUUUGGGUGUUUCCAGCCAAAGCUCAGGCUUAAAGUAAUUCAAGUAAGUUUUAAAAAAUGCAUGACGAUAUUUAACUGUUGCUUUUAGCGCACACUUCUGUAGUAUUUUAUCAUGUUAUAGGUGCCUGUAUUUAGUAAGUGUGCGGAUACAGUGAGCUGAGACAGGAUGAACUCAGCAGGCAGACGCUCACUUUUGCUUUGUUGUUUUUUGUUUGUUUGUUUUUACAAAUGUUAUGUAAGGUUAGCUUUGUGUUUUUAAGGUCAAGGAAUAGUUUGACAUUUUGGGAAAUACAAUUAAUUAUUUGGACCAUAAUUACAAGCAGCCAAAUGAGUUUUCAUGUCAGCCUUCGACUGAAUUUUUCACAUCAUGGUUUCAUGGUCAUAAACUUCCUGGAAAAAAUAUGAAAUUAGAAAAACACCUCUAAAGAUCUCCAAUUAAUACAAUAUAUCUCAUUAAAGCUCUACACAAAUACAAAUGUAAAAUUAACAGUCUGGGGUUUUACAGGAGUUUCAUGCUGUAGUUGUUAGUUUUUAGUCUUUAUGCUAAGCUAAGCUAAGCUAAGCUAAUCGUCUCUGAGCUCUGGUGCUGUACUUCUUAUCUAUCUUUCAGCCUAAGAGAAAAUUAAUCUCCCACAACCCUGCGUCCUUAUAGAAAGACAUCACAUUUUGGGAUCGCUGCACUUUAUACUUGAUUUUGCUUAACUCAGACCUGCUGUCCUCGUUCAUGGACACUUUUUUGUGCCAUCUAGUUUUAGCAAGACCACAAUACACUAAUCCAUUUACAAGCCGAUCGCAACACAGAAGUCGGCAAGAUACAAAACGUGAUCAAAUUUUAUGGUUGAAACUUGUUUUUUGUUAUUAUUAUUAUUAAGACAAAUAACAUACACAACACAUAGCAACACACAGCAUGGCACACAUAUACAUAUCUGGGGGUCACGUAGUCAUGGCUAAGCCUCCCUCUGGCCGCCAAUUUAGACUUGACAUUAGCAAUGAAAUGAUUCCCCCAAACAAAUAAAAAUUAAUACAAAAGCUGAGGUCUCAGGAGGUUGAGUGUAUUUCCCUAAAAUGUCAAACUACUUCUUAAUGUUUGCUGUAUGAUUAGCUCCAAGCUAUUUCAUUUUACUGACAGAUAAAACCUUUGUUUUUAUUUUUACGUAUAGUGCACGUCUGUAUCGUAUGCAUGCAGUUAUUACUGUAUAAAGCGGACCUGUGUUUGAGAGCAUAAUGUUUGUGCGCAGGAUGCUGCCGGAGCUGUCGUCAGACUGACGAUUUAUGAGAAGUGUGUUUUUCUAGGUGAUUCAUGUGCGGCGCAGGAAUAGACUGUUGGUUGGUUUGAUCACAUUUCAUUUCAAUCCAAAAACAUCUUUGACUUAAGAAUGACAAUAUUUCGUGCUAUGCCUUAUUCUGUACGUGUUUUAACGGCUGUUCAUCUUUAUACCGACAUUUGGCUGAUUGUAAUCUGACUCCAGAGCAGAGCGGAGCGGAGUCGACUUUAAGUUGUUGUUGAUGUUUGCUGAACUGUGAGAUUUUUCACUGCUGGAGUUGGAGAUGAAUUUUGGUUACACACGAUCCAAAAAAGAAAAUGAGUGGUUACUUGAUUUCUCUGUUCACUGUUUCUUCUGUUUCAAAUGCUUUAAAAAAUACACUUUAAAAGACAUUUGAUCUGAA
Epinephelus lanceolatus (giant grouper) is the source of this 7674-nucleotide messenger RNA. RefSeq names its product PR domain containing 11 (gene prdm11). Lineage: Eukaryota; Metazoa; Chordata; Actinopteri; Perciformes; Serranidae. Gene Ontology annotation, molecular function: protein binding. The record is from RefSeq and is a predicted model, not a curated record.